AUGGCCCUGUCCCCAGCACCAGCAGCAGUGGCCUGGGGCAGGGUGUUAGGAGUGUUGUCCUCCUCUUAGUCCUCAUCAUCCCUGGCCCAGAAGAAGCUGGCCAAUUGCACCACCAAGACCCAGAUCCAGCAGAAGGAGAACGAGCUGGUGCUGUUCCGGCUGGUGAAGGACCAGAAGAAAAUGCCCAUCUGCCAAACUGACAUGGUGAGGACCAUCCUGCAAGACUACAAAGACAUGGCCUUGGAGAUUAUCGAACACAUGGGCCAGACCCUGGAAGAAGUCUUGGGCCUGCAGCUCCAGGAGAUAGACCAGAAGCACCACACCUACAUUCUCAUCAACAAGCUGGAGGGCCUGGAGACAAGGGGCAACUCGGCCAAGGAGGCCCUGAUCUGGGAGGUGCUCAAGAAGCUCCACGUGGAUCUGGAAAAGAGGCACAAGACCUUCGGCUAUGUGAAGAAGCUCAUCAAAGACGAGUUUGUUCGCCAGAAAUAUUUGGAGUACGUUCGAGUCCCCCCUACCGAUGCUCCAGAGUACGAAUUCCUCUGGGGACCCAGAGCCACCCAUGAGACCAGCAAGAUGCAAGUCCUUCGCUUUGUGGUCAAGAUUCAGAAUCGGGAGCCUUCCAGCUGGGUGUCCCAGUACAACAAAGCCAUCCCUCUGCCUCUGCUUCAGCGGGCAACUGAGCCACGCAGGCCACUUUCAGGUACCAGAAAGCAUUUUAUAGACUGGUAUCAAGAAAGCAGAAAAUCCCAAAUUUUGAUAACAUUUGAACCACAGGCUGAGACCCUUUUACUCUCCAAGGUUCAACACAAUUCAACAUUUUCUCUCUUCUCUGAACCUGAUGCAGGAACUUUGUUGAAAAACCUGCCUGAAUUGAACCACUACUUCCUCUUCCCAGGUUGCCUAAAGGCAAACUCAUUGCCUCAAGGACCUGUCCUCCCUUAG
This is a messenger RNA of Dromiciops gliroides (monito del monte), 945 nucleotides long. RefSeq names its product non-structural maintenance of chromosomes element 3 homolog. The record is from RefSeq and is a predicted model, not a curated record. Gene Ontology annotation, cellular component: nucleus. NCBI's taxonomy places the organism in Eukaryota, Metazoa, Chordata, Mammalia, Microbiotheria, Microbiotheriidae.